Messenger RNA from Penicillium arizonense, 270 nucleotides. RefSeq lists its product as uncharacterized. The record is from RefSeq and is a predicted model, not a curated record. Bases 1 to 270 code for a protein of 89 amino acids. The transcript is spliced from 2 exons. Lineage: Eukaryota; Fungi; Ascomycota; Eurotiomycetes; Eurotiales; Aspergillaceae.
AUGUCCGCCCCAGGCGGGGCCCCGAGCCCUGCUCCUCGCAGUGGGAGUAUGGGACCAGGUGCAAAUGGCACUGGCAUGUCCAUGGCUACGCAGCAGCCUUUGUCUGGCACACCGGUUCAUCAGCCUUCCACGCCGGGACCAACUGGACCAUCUGCUCCACCCAGCGGUGCCAUGUCGCAACAGAACUUGAAUCAAAUUGCCCUUGCUUGCCGGAACGCCACUAUUCCCAGCAGCCUAUGCUAUUCAGGUGUGGAGCAAGCUCGUUGGUGA